UGUUGUGAAAAUCCUCUUGGUAUCCUAGCAACACCCUAAGUAUUGCCUCGUGCAUUGUGGACUUGAGCCUUGCGCCUCUUUGGAAGUUGUCUCUUUAUCGGAUCCUACUUUAUUAUUCUGUUUCUUAUUUGUUUAUUUUAUCGCUGCUACAUGGAGUUUGUAAUGUAACCUCACGGGAACGACAGAAAUGAUUAGAGAAAAAAUUGGCCUGACCUGUGACAGACUGUCGCAUCAGCAGCUCGCUUGUUGCCCAUUAUUUUUUGGCAUACCCCAUCAUGGCAAGGACUUACUGGUUUACAAUAUUAUGGACUUGCAACAAAAGCCACUUCUGCUUACAGGCCACCACGGUGAUGUCAGUGCCAUGGCUUUUGGGAAAGUAAUGAGCUCUGUUUUGCUCUGUUCUGCAUCUGCUGAUUAUAUCAUUGUCUGGGAUAUUGAAAAGUGCCAGAAACAAACACAGAAUGAUGAGGUGGCCACUGGAAUGGUUAUUGGAACUUUACUGGGAAAAAUGAUCAAUCUGUCAUUCUGUUUCUGUGAUGAACGCGUGGCUGCAUGCUCAGAAGCAGUUGUAUAUAUUCUUAGCUCGAAGACACAAGAAACACUGUCCGUAUUGACUGGCCACCUUGGGCCUCUAACAGCAGCAGAGUUUUGUCCCUGGAAUGAAAACAUACUCAUCAGUACAUCUGAGGACCGUACUUUUAAAGUUUGGGAUUUAAAAACUGAGACAGUUUUAUACCAGUCAUUUGUUCUUUCAGCGUUCCCACUGCUCAGUGUGUUGUUUUUGGAAUCAGAAAGAUUCUUAAUUGUUGGUUCAGCUGAUGGACAGGUGUUCUGCUAUUCACUCUGUGAAAAUCGCAAGUUCAGUCCAGUAACAAAAAUGGACCUUCAAAAACUGGAAAAGAGAUAUAAAGUACAAAGAAAUGUUAGUAAUCAAGGAGGCAAUGCCAGGCAGCAACACAAAGAGGUUGGUGAAUCUUCAACUGAGGAUAAAGUGGAAACUUCUAAACCUGUUUUGGCUUUAUUUUGCCCUUUGAGAAACAAAACUGCAAAUGAGGAAAUAGACAACAGCUGGUUUUGUAUUGGAAGCUCUGAUGGUCUAUAUGUGGUGAAUCUGGCAACCUCAGAGCUCUUAACAGUGUUGUAUUUCAAAGAAAUUCCCAGCUUGACCAUCCACAUGGCAGGGUCUUGGUCCAUAUCUCCAACAUUUGAAAACUCUGUGCUUGUUUUGGUGAGUUCCUUAUUUACCCCACAUGUGGCCUUGCUGGAAAUGUGCCUUGAUGAUCUAAAGAAGAUUGGGAGCGGAGAUGAAGGCCUCUCUGUGUUUCCAAGCUCUCCUCCGCUGCACGAAUCCUCUCUGAAUGCCGAACUAAAGAUGAAGGGACUCAGCAAUCCCAAAAAGAAAGGAAGUGUACUGGAACAGCCGCUUGUUUUUCACCCAAAAGUGAAGUCAUCAGGAUACACCAGUGCCCCAAGAAGGGUUAUGUUUUCACCAAAAACAAAUCCUCAGAAGAAAUGUUCCCCUAAAAAGAACAAAAAUGAACUGUCUCUCCACACAGAUUACCCAGCAGACGAUGCAGCUCCAACCAUUCCUGGAUCCGAUCUUAGCCUUCUCAACAAUCAAAUCCUCUGUCUUCAAUAUUCAGGUGAUGGAAAACAAAUCCUGUGUGGCCUUGAAGACAAUUCUGUGUUAAUCUACAAAUCCUGUAUGACUGGAAGACCAAAGAUCUAUUUAGGACAUGACAAGCCUGUUCGGAGUGUGAGCUGGAGCCUUGGCAGACAGUGUUGGCUGAGUGCAUCAGAAGAUCUGUCUCUGAGAAUGUGGACUCACUGCAGCUCAGAACCAGCUAUUAUCAUGGGUGACGGUAUGUUUUCCAAACCUAUCAAGGGUGCUCAGUUUUACUACCUUGACAAAUUUGUACUUCUGGCAUCUGGACCUUCUCUGCACUUGUACCUGUACAAUGUGGAUGUCACCUGUGACGACAUUAAAAGGUAUCAACGACGGAGUGUCUUCAAACUGGCAAGCUGCUUAAAGACAUCCUCAACAGAAAUUACAGCCAUGUCUGCAAUCAAUGACUUCCUCUCCUACAUUGUUCUAGUGUGUGGUUCAGAUCGAUCCAUUCAAGUAGUGGACAUGAACAAAGGGGGCGUGGCUUCAACUCUGACAGAUGCCCACAGCAGAAGCAUCCACUGCAUCACACAGAACAAGGGCUCCAGGUUCUGCACACAAACGUCUGAUUCAUACAACCUGUUCCUCACCAGUGCCAUCACUGAUGGUCUGAAGCUUUGGGACCUCCGCACAAUGAGGUGUGUUCGGCGCUAUGACAGUCACGCCAUUUGCUGCCAUCCAUGCUUUUCUGCCAUCUCGCCCUGCGGACGCUUCAUUGCCACUGGCUCUGAGGAUAAAUGUGGAUUCGGCACAGCAAGGACAUUUCAGAGUAUCUCUGCAGAGAUCGAACAUUUCCAAUGCUUCCUGGAAAUUGGGAGAGUAUUUGUGGCUUACAUUUAUGAUAUCCGAAGCAGCAUCCACCUCCACAAGCUUCAGAGACACUCAGACACAGUUUUCAGCGUUGCCUUCAAUCCUGCCAAACCACAGCUGUUGACUGGAACCUUGGAUGGGAAGCUGAGAUUGUUUCAGACCAGCGGCAGGCCAGAUUUGUCCCAUAAUAUCACGGCAGAUUUGCAUGACGUCCCCAACGCGAGCACGUAACUCCAGCUGGCCGCUCCUCAACCCAUGCAGGUCUCGUUAAGUUAACUGACACUCAAAAGACUGGGAUUUUGCUGGAAUUGGAAAAUGUUAAACCAUUUUUGCUGCUAUUUGUUUAAAAAAUAUUUUAGAAAACAGUUGUUGUGUUUCUUUUGUGCUUUUCCAGUUGGAUUCUGCAAACUGCCAAAUAAAAUCCCUUAUGCAUCUCAUUCA
Oryzias melastigma (Indian medaka) is the source of this 2917-nucleotide messenger RNA. It is a transcript of the gene wdr27, whose product is annotated as WD repeat domain 27. The transcript has 25 exons. The record is from RefSeq and is a predicted model, not a curated record. Gene Ontology annotation, molecular function: protein binding. The coding region runs from base 188 to 2707 and encodes 839 amino acids. Lineage: Eukaryota; Metazoa; Chordata; Actinopteri; Beloniformes; Adrianichthyidae.